AGCUAGCUCGAGCAGCUCGCCUGCCCCUGAUCGUUCAUCUACCGAAUCACCAAACUAAUAGCGCCGCCCCAAGCUGCGCGUCUGUCGACCAUGUAGAAACCACGAAGAAAUGGCGGUGGUAGUUGCCAUGCACUCGCUUGCAAUCUCCUAUAUAUGGAGAGAACUCUAGCGCUUGUCCCAACACACACAUUCCAUCUCUUCGCCUAGCCAUCUUCUCCUCUAGAGCUCGAGAGCGACUCCAGCUGAUCGCUGCUCGAGCCUACAAACCAUGGCCAUGGCUGUCUCCUCUGCUCUUCCAUGCUCUCUCCUCAUGGGGACCCUAGUGCUCCUCUCCUCCAUCAUCCAAGCGCAAGGCAUCACGAGGCACUACGACUUCAAUGUGACAAUGGCAAACGUGACACGGCUGUGCGCCAGCAAGAGCAUCAUCACGGUGAACGGGCAGUUCCCCGGCCCCAAUCUCGUCGCGAGAGAAGGCGACCGCGUCGUCGUCCGCGUGACCAACCACGUCCAGCACAACAUCUCCCUCCACUGGCACGGCAUCCGGCAGCUGCGCACCGGGUGGUCCGACGGGCCGGCGUACAUCACGCAGUGCCCGAUCCAGACGGGGCAGAGCUACGUGUACAACUUCACCAUCGUCGGGCAGCGCGGCACGCUGUGGUGGCACGCGCACAUCUCCUGGGUCCGCGCCACGGUCUACGGAGCCAUCGUCAUCCUCCCCAAGCUCGGCGUCCCCUACCCGUUCCCAGCGCCGCACAAGGAAGUCCCCGUCAUCUUCGGUGAGUGGUGGAUGGCGGAUACGGAGGUGGUGAUCAGUCAGGCGCUUCAGACCGGCGGAGGCCCAAAUGUCUCUGACGCUCACACGAUCAACGGCUUCCCAGGGCCGCUCUACAACUGCUCUGCAAAAGACACAUACAAGCUGAAGGUGAAGCCCGGGAAAACGUACAUGCUGCGCCUCAUCAACGCGGCACUCAACGACGAGCUCUUCUUCUCCGUCGCCAACCACUCGCUCACCGUCGUCGAGGUCGACGCCGUCUACGUCAAGCCCUUCACCGUCGACACCCUUGUCAUCGCCCCGGGCCAAACCACCAACGUCCUUCUCGCCUCCAAGCCGUUCUACCCCGGCGCCAACUUCUACAUGUCCGCCGCGCCCUACUCCACCGCCAGGUCGGGCACCUUUGACAACACCACCGUCGCCGGCAUCCUCGAGUACCAAUACCCCGACUCCCCCUCCGCGUCGUCAAGCUUCAACAAGGCAUUGCCACUCCUCAAGCCGACCCUUCCGCAGCUCAACGACACCGACUUCGUCGGCAACUUCACCGCCAAGCUCCGCAGCCUCGCAACUCCGCAGUACCCGGCGGCGGUGCCGCAGACGGUGGACAAGCGGUUCUUCUUCACGGUCGGGCUUGGCACGCACCCGUGCCCCGCGAACACGACGUGCCAGGGGCCCACCAACACGACGCAGUUCGCGGCGUCCGUGAACAACGUCUCCUUCGUGCUCCCCACCAAGGCGCUGCUGCACUCGCACUUCACCGGCCUGUCCAGCGGCGUCUACUCGUCGGACUUCCCGGUCGCGCCGCUGACGCCGUUCAACUACACGGGGACGCCGCCGAACAACACGAACGUGGCCAACGGGACCAAGCUGGUCGUGCUGCCGUACGGCGCCUCCGUGGAGCUGGUUAUGCAGGGCACGAGUAUCCUCGGCGUCGAGAGCCACCCGCUGCACCUGCACGGCUUCAACUUCUUCGUGGUCGGGCAAGGGUACGGCAACUACGACCCGGCGAACGACCCGGCCAAGUUCAACCUCGUCGACCCCGUCGAGCGGAAUACCGCCGGCGUGCCGGCCGGUGGCUGGGUGGCCAUCCGCUUCCUUGCCGACAACCCAGGUGUAUGGUUCAUGCAUUGCCAUUUGGAGGUGCACACAACAUGGGGUCUCAGAAUGGCAUGGCUGGUGCUCGAUGGCAGCCUCCCGCACCAGAAGCUGCUCCCUCCGCCGUCUGAUCUUCCCAAAUGCUAAUUAGACUCGCUCCUGCCGAUUGGUUUCAAAAAUAAAUGUGAAUUAGACUUGAUCACAUAUGCUGGAUUUUUUUCUUGUUUACUUUGUUAGUUCCCAAUUGCAAUUCUUUCGACUUCCAUUUUAGUCGGUUCCUAGCUGACCUUUGUGUUUUUUCCUAUUCGUUUGCCACUUUGUAUUGGCAAUGUUUUGAUACUUUUCAGCCAAUAAACAAUGGCGUGACUUGCACCAA
This is a messenger RNA of Phragmites australis (common reed), 2243 nucleotides long. Its product is annotated as laccase-4-like. The transcript is spliced from 6 exons. Lineage: Eukaryota; Viridiplantae; Streptophyta; Magnoliopsida; Poales; Poaceae. Gene Ontology annotation, molecular function: hydroquinone:oxygen oxidoreductase activity; copper ion binding. Gene Ontology annotation, cellular component: apoplast. Gene Ontology annotation, biological process: lignin catabolic process. Bases 269 to 2014 code for a protein of 581 amino acids. The record is from RefSeq and is a predicted model, not a curated record.